AUGAGCAUCGCUCGCCUUUACACCGGCGACGACGGCCAAUCUCACAUUGAGGAAAUGAGCGCCGAUUCACACCCGGAGCUUGCCAGCCUUCAGUCCACCACUGGGAUCGUUUUUCGAACUUUCGAACCCGGCUAUUUCAGCGAUUGGCACACUGCGCCGAGACGUCAGUUUGUCAUCACUCUCGAAGGAGAGGUGGAGAUCGGCUUGGGCGACGGUACGCUGCAUCGGUUCGGACCUGGGCACGCCAUGCUUGCCGAAGAUCUGAGCGGCAAGGGACACACCACCCGCGCCGUAGGCGACAAGCCUCGCGUGACCGCCACCGUCCCCCUGUCAGGCUAG
Geodia barretti is the source of this 339-nucleotide messenger RNA. NCBI's taxonomy places the organism in Eukaryota, Metazoa, Porifera, Demospongiae, Tetractinellida, Geodiidae. The record is from the annotation of a GenBank genome assembly.